Lichtheimia ornata is the source of this 1023-nucleotide messenger RNA. RefSeq lists its product as uncharacterized. The coding region runs from base 1 to 1023 and encodes 340 amino acids. Gene Ontology annotation, molecular function: oxidoreductase activity. The transcript has 6 exons. NCBI's taxonomy places the organism in Eukaryota, Fungi, Mucoromycota, Mucoromycetes, Mucorales, Lichtheimiaceae. The record is from RefSeq and is a predicted model, not a curated record.
AUGCGUGCAACCAUUCUUACUGAUAUCCCCAAUCCUGACAAGUCGUUUGAAUACUCGGCUCAAGUCAAAGAUUACGAUGCACCCAAAGCCCAACCACAUGAGGCAGUUGUCAAGAUUCAAGCUGCUGCCAUGAACCACCGAGAUGUGUGGAUUCUAAAGGGUCAAUAUUUUGGUAUCAAGACCGACUCUGUUUUGGGCUCUGAUGCUGUUGGCCAAGUUGUUGCCUCUGGUGAUAAUGCACAAGUGGGCAAACGCGUCUUGUUGUGUCCCAGCGUCAAUUGGGAUUCCGAUCCUCGUGGUCCCGAAGGUGAAUUCAGUAUCCUUGGCUUACUACCUUCUCCAGGUACAUUUGCGGAGUCCAUCAAUAUUGACAGCAAGUCAGUGUUUCCUUGCCCUGAGCAUCUCUCCACAGAAGAAGCUGCAGCCCUUCCUUUAGCUGGUUUGACAGCCUACCGGGCUGUAUUCACAAAGGCACAAGUCCAAAAGGGUGAUCAUAUCCUUAUCACUGGUAUUGGUGGUGGUGUAGCACUUUUCGCUUUGCAAUUUGCUGUUGCCGCGGGUGCCAAUGUCUACGUAUCCUCAUCGAGUACCGAUAAAAUUAAUAAGGCGGUUGAAUUGGGUGCCAAGGGCGGCAUCAACUACAAGGAUCCAAAUGCCAUGGAGCAACUUGAUAAGCUUUUGAAUGGUGCAAAGCUUUCAGCUAUCGUUGAUGGUGCUGGAGGUGCUCUCUUCAAUGAGUAUUUGACGGUGUUGAGACAAGGUGGAUACAUCGUCCAAUACGGCCAAACCGCAUCACCAUCGGUAUCCUUCAGAAUGAAUGAAGUAGCACAAAACUUGGAACUCAGAGGCUCAACCAUGGGAUCCCGUGCCGAGUUCAAGCAAAUGGUCGAGUUUGUAGAUAAGCACAAGAUUCAUCCUGUUGUCUCUAAGGUAUUCCAUGGCUUGAACCAACAAAAUGUUGACGAUGCCAUUGAUUUGCUUCGCACAAGCAAUCAAUUCGGCAAGGUGGUUAUCGAGAUCUAA